Molecule: messenger RNA, 4225 nt
Organism: Arachis ipaensis
Lineage: Eukaryota; Viridiplantae; Streptophyta; Magnoliopsida; Fabales; Fabaceae
Source: RefSeq, a predicted model, not a curated record
GCAUAUCAUGAGUAUCCAAACAAUGAAGUAACUCAAAAGCUGAUAUUCAAUGGGCAUUCCUUCUUUCACAGUGAUGCUUGCUUACAUGCUUUCUUCUUCUUCUCUUGCCAUAGAACUUGAUUCUAUUCAUGUUUCCCAGUCCCUCAGUGAUGGCAUGACCUUAGUGUCACAAGGUGGAAAAUUUGAACUUGGUUUCUUCAGCCCUGGUAAUUCUUCACACAAGCGUUACUUGGGAAUUUGGUACAAGAAAAUUCCAAUUCAGACAGUUGUUUGGGUUGCCAAUAGGGCCAACCCCAUCAAUGAUUUCUCAGGAAUUUUAACAAUGAAUAGCACAGGCAAUCUUUUACUCACCAAAAAUGGCACGGAGACUACUUUUUGGAGCACAAUCUCUCGAAAACAAGCAAAGAAUCCAGUAUUGGAGCUCUUGGAAAGUGGCAAUCUUGUGUUAAGAAAUGAAGAGGAAUCAAAUCCAAAGGCCUAUUUGUGGCAAAGCUUUGAUUAUCCUUCAGAUACGUUCUUGCCAACCAUGAAGUUGGGAAGGGACCUCCGAAAUGGUUUCAAUCGGCGCAUAACUUCUUGGAAGAGUCCAAAUGAUCCAUCCCCUGGAGACCUUUCUAUCGGUUUAGUUCUAAAUGAUUAUCCAGUCUAUUACAUGAUGAAUGGCACAAAAAAAUUAUUCAGGGCUGGACCUUGGAAUGGCCUAUACUUCAGUGGAGAACCAAAUCUGUCCCAUACAUAUAUUUUUGAAGUCAGUUUUGUCACAAACAAGGAUGAGAUAUACUUUAGUUUUAACACCAAGGUUGAUUCUAUCACUGGAAGAGGUGUAAUAAGCCAAACAAGUCAAUCUCUUGCACACUAUUUAUGGGAUGACAAUCUUAAGAAUUGGAAAUUUUCUGGAUCAUGGCCAGGUGAUGUGUGUGAUAAAUAUGACCUUUGUGGAGCCUAUGCUUAUUGCAGUGUAGCAGAAUCAAAGCAUGUCUGCCAAUGCUUUAAAGGAUUCAGUCCAAAGUCACCAGAAGAAUGGAACUCAAACAACUCCUCACAAGGAUGCAUUCGCGACAAACCACUAAGCUGCAAUGUCACAACUAGUGAUGUGUUUGUCAAAUAUACUGGCUUGAAAGUGCCAGAUACUCAGCAUACUAAGGUGGAUGAGAAUAUUACUUUAGAUGAAUGUAGAAAUCUUUGUUUGAAGAACUGCUCUUGCAUGGCUUAUACCAAUUCAGACAUAAGAGGAGGAGGCCGUGGCUGCGCCAUGUGGUUUGGCAAUCUAAUUGACAUCAAAAUGAUUCAAUCUGGUGGACAAGAUCUAUAUAUCCGAAUGCCUGCUUUUGAGUCAGGUAAGGGACAAAAUUUCAUUUUGCUUUAUAGCUUCUUCUUCCAUUCUUCUUAUUAUUAUAUCUUUCAUUUUUGUUUACAUGUUAUAGAAGAAUAUAUGGAAGGGCAUGUAAAUGAUACGGAUCUACCAUUGUUUGAUCUACUAACAAUUACUACUGCCACACACAAGUUCUCGUUGAAUAACAAGAUUGGACAAGGUGGUUUUGGACCUGUUUAUAAGGGAAAAUUAGCAGAUGGUCUUGAAAUUGCUGUGAAGAGACUCUCACAUAGCUCUACACAAGGAAUGACCGAAUUCAUAACUGAAGUAAAGCUAAUUGCGAAACUUCAGCACCGUAAUCUAGUAAAACUUCUUGGUUGCUGCAUUCAAGGAGAAGAAAUUUUGUUAGUUUAUGAAUAUGUGGUUAAUGGUAGCCUGGACACCUUCAUCUUUGAUCAAACAAAAGGUAAGUUGUUGGAUUGGCCUCAACGCUUGGGCAUAAUAUUUGGAAUUACUAGGGGACUCUUAUAUCUUCAUCAGGAUUCAAGAUUGAGGAUUAUUCAUAGAGAUCUCAAAGCAAGUAACGUUUUACUCGAUGACAAAUUAAAUCCAAAAAUAUCAGAUUUUGGAACGGCCAGAACUUUUGGAGGAGAUCAAACUGAAGGAAACACAAAUAGAGUCGUUGGGACUUAUGGAUACAUGGCACCAGAGUAUGCUAUUGACGGUUUGUAUUCUAUAAAAUCCGAUGUCUUCAGCUUUGGCAUACUUAUGAUGGAAAUUAUAUGUGGGACUAAAAAUAGAGCUCUUUGCCAUGCAAAUCAAACUCUUAACCUCAUUGGCUAUGCUUGGAGGCUAUGGAAAGAGGAGAAGGCUUUAGAGUUGAUAGAUUCAAGCAUAAAGGAGUCAUGUGUAAUCUCAGAAGUAUUGCGAUGCAUCCAUUUGAGUCUGUUGUGUGUACAACAAUACCCUGAAGAUAGGCCUACAAUGGCUUCUGUGCUUCUCAUGUUAGCAAGUGAGAUGGAUUUAGUUGACCCUAAAGAGCCUGGCUUCUUUCCCAAGAGGGUUUCUAUCGAAGCGAAUUCGCAGCCACAUCAAUGUGAAGUAUCUACAAAUGAUGACUUAACCAUUACCUCAUUAGAUGGCCGAUAUUCAAUGGGCAUUCCUUCUUUCACAGUGAUGCUUGCUUACAUGCUUUCUUCUUCUUCUCUUGCCAUAGAACUUGAUUCUCUUCAUGUUUCCCAGUCCUUCAGUGAUGGCAUGACCUUAGUGUCACAAGGUGGAAAAUUUGAACUUGGUUUCUUCAGCCCUGGUAACUCUUCACACAAGCGUUACUUGGGAAUUUGGUACAAGAAAAUUCCAAUUCAGACAGUUGUUUGGGUUGCCAAUAGGGUCAACCCCAUCAAUGGUUCCUUAGGAACUUUAACAAUUAACAGCACAGGCAAUCUUUUACUCACAGAAAAUGGCACUGAGACUACUGUUUGGAGCACAAGCACAAUCUCUCAAAAACAAGCAAAGAAUCCGGUAUUGAAGCUCUUGGACAGUGGCAAUCUUGUGUUAAGAAAUGAAGGGGAAUCAAAUCCAAAGGCCUAUUUGUGGCAAAGCUUUGAUUAUCCUACAGAUACAUUCUUGCCAACCAUGAAGUUGGGAAGGGACCUCCGAAAAGGUUUGGAUUGGCGCAUAACUUGUUGGAAGAGUCCAAAUGAUCCAUCCCCUGGAGACUUUUCUCUUGGUUUAGUUGUAAGGGAUUAUCCAGUCUAUUACAUGAUGAAUGGCACACAAAAAGUAUAUCGGUCUGGACCUUGGAAUGGCCUUUACUUCAGUGGAUUCCCAGAUCUGUCCUUUACAUAUGUUUUUGAAGACAGUUUUGUCACAAACAAGGAUGAGAUAUCCUAUAGUUAUAACACCAAGGUUGAUUCUAUCAUUGGAAGAGGUGUAAUAAGCCAAACAAGUCAAUCUCUUACAAGUUAUUUAUGGGAUGACAAUCUUCAGAAUUGGAAAGUUUCUGCAUCAACGCCAGGUGAUGUGUGUGAUAAAUAUGACCUUUGUGGAGCCUAUGCUUAUUGCAGUGUAGCAGAAUCACAGCAUCUCUGCCAAUGCUUUAAAGGGUUUAGUCCAAAGUCACCAGAAGAAUGGAACUCAAACAACUCCUCACAAGGAUGCAUUCGCGACGAUCCAUUAAGCUGCAAUGUCACAAGCACUGAUGUGUUUGUGAAAUAUACAGGCUUGAAAGUGCCAGAUACUCAGCAUACUAAGCUGCAUGAGAAUAUUAAUUUAGAUGAAUGCAGAAAUCUGUGUUUGAAGAACUGCUCUUGUAUGGCUUAUGCCAAUUCAGACAUAAGAGGAGGAGGCAGUGGCUGCGCCAUGUGGUUCGGCGAUCUAAUUGACAUCAAACUGUUUCAAAAUGGUGGACAAGAUCUAUACAUCCGAAUGCCUGCUUUUGAGUCAGGACUUCAACAUCGGCACAAGCAAAAAGUGAUCAUUGCUAGCACCAUUGUUGCAUUUUGUGCAACACUUCUACUUUGUGUUUAUGUUAUAUACAGAGUCCGAAGGAACAAUAUUGAAAAAUCAAAUAUAGAAGAAUAUGUAAAUGAUACAGAUCUACCAUUAUUUGAUCUACUAACAAUUACUACUGCCACGCACAAGUUCUCGUUGAAUAACAAGAUUGGACAAGGCGGUUUUGGACCUGUUUAUAAGGGAAAAUUAGAAGAUGGACUUGAAGUUGCUGUGAAGAGACUCUCACAUAGCUCUACACAAGGAAUGACUGAAUUCAUAACUGAAGUAAAGCUAAUAGCGAAACUUCAGCACCGUAAUCUAGUAAAACUUCUUGGUUGUUGCAUUCAAGGAGAAGAAAUUUUGUUAGUUUAUGAAUAUGUGGUUAAUGGGAGCCUAGACACCUUCAUCUUUGGUAUGUAA